Messenger RNA from Scomber scombrus (Atlantic mackerel), 2769 nucleotides. RefSeq names its product G protein-coupled receptor 184 (gene gpr184). Gene Ontology annotation, cellular component: membrane. The record is from RefSeq and is a predicted model, not a curated record. Gene Ontology annotation, molecular function: G protein-coupled receptor activity. Gene Ontology annotation, biological process: G1/S transition of mitotic cell cycle; G protein-coupled receptor signaling pathway; negative regulation of G2/M transition of mitotic cell cycle. The transcript is spliced from 2 exons. Bases 306 to 1346 code for a protein of 346 amino acids. Lineage: Eukaryota; Metazoa; Chordata; Actinopteri; Scombriformes; Scombridae.
CAAAUUAUCUCAACCAGAAAAAACAUCAGCCAGUACACAGAGAGGAAGGAAAAUAACUUACUAUAACUAUCUGGUAUAGUAAUCGUUUGAGAGUACCAUUUGGGACUGAAGUGGCUUUUCUUCAUGUCAGCAGCUGUGAAGAGACUCUUCUGAAGCGCAUUCUCUGACCCUCCUGGAUUGAACUCUGGAAUGUGUCUGAAACUUUUCACCCACUGGACAGAUAUCUUUUACAAGCAAGACAUAUUUCUUACCAGAAACAACAGGUGAAUUUCUAAUAAGAAAAGUGACAGAAACCAGAAGCAACAAUGAACGCCACAGCCACACCACAAGCAACAACUUCAACCUCAAACUCAACAUGUGUUAAAAUUGGUGAGAGUGCCUUUAGUGACUUUCUGAUGGCUGUUUAUAUCCUGGCUUUUAUCUUUGGUUUGAUCUUCAAUUUGCUGACCCUCGUUCCCAUUUGGCAACAAGUGCGGAGGCAAAACGUUCUGGGCAUCUUCCUGCUAAGCCUGUCCAUCUCUGACAUUCUUUUCAUCUUCACCAUGCCCCUUUGGAUAAAUUAUUACCGACAGGACCACAAAUGGCAACUAGGUGUUAUAAGCUGCAGUGUAGCCGGCUUCUUCUACUACUCCAACAUGUACAUCAGUAUCUACCUGCUCUGCUGUAUCUCUGUGGACCGCUACCUGGUGAUCAAGUACCCGCUCCGCUCCAAGACCCACCGUACAUCACGCUACGCCUGGGCACAGUCCCUCACUGUUUAUGUUGUAGUGGUGGCGAUGCACAUCGCAGUGCUGGUCCUUGACAAUCUCAAGGAUGCCCAUGAUGACAAGAACAACAAUGACCGUUGUUAUGAGAACUACCCCAUGCAGAGACCUAUCGCCUUCUUCAACCUGGUCAGAGUGGUCAUUGGCUUCCUGCUCCCACUGCUGGUGUUGGCUUUCAGCUACUGGGGGGUGCUAGCCACUGUAGGCAAAAGUCCCGGCCUGAGUUCCCAAGCUAAGAGGAAGGUCCGUUUGCUGUCCUUUGGGGUAAUCGGCAUCUUCUCAAUUUGCUUCGCUCCAUACCAUAUUCUCCUGCUCGUACGCUCAAUUGUCUUCUACCAGAGUGACGAAAUCUUACCUGAUGGAACUUACUGCAAGUUUGAACAGAAUAUGCAUUUCUACUUCUCAUGUACACUGGCACUGUCCAGUCUGAACUGUGUGGUGGACCCUGUGUUGUAUGCGUUGGUCAGUAAUGGAGUCCAAGAGGAGGUGAAACUAUGCUGCAGGAGGUAUAAAAAUACACCGUCAGAGGACUAUAGCCUUACUACAAGUACCAGAGGGAAGCCUAACAGAAAUUUAAUAUGAAAAGUAAAAUGUAUGUGUGAUAUGUGGGUAGAAAAUCUACCUGUGCACUUGUUUGCAUGUGUGUUUGUGUGGAUGUGCAUAUAUAUGAUGCAUACUACUGUCGCUCAUGUUUUCAUUUCUGGUGUUCACGACUGAGUAGCAGGAUUAUUUGCAUCCAAUUAAUCCUUCACAUACUGACAAUCAGAAACCACAUUGCCACAUUUGUGUGUUUUUAUCUUCUCUCAUAUCCUGCUCAUAGAGGAGGGGGUCGAAUAAGUAUACCAGAGCUCUCUAAUUGGAUUGUAAGCUAGGAUUCUGCUCUCCCAAGCAUUCUCCAGUGGCAGCCACUUUUGGUUUAUGGAUGGUCUCUGCUACAGUAGAAGAGCCCUUGUGUUUUCCCUCCAAUCUAUACAAGGAUAUUGUGACUGUGAUUGUGUAACCCUGGUAUACCUAAAAGUACAAUGACUCUUAAGAAUGGCAAAAAUGCAUUUAUUAGCAUGACCGUAUGUCUACAGUGUCUGUGAGUAAAACAUGCUGAAUGUAAAUCAAAAUAAACCAGUGGUUGAACAGGUACCCAGAACCCAGUGUGUGUGUGUGUGUGUGUAUUGUCUGUGUGUGUGUGUGUGUGUGUGUGUGUGUGUGUGUGUGUGUGUGUAUGUUCCUGUGUGUGUGUGUGUGAGAGAGAGAGAGAGAGAGAGAGAGAGAGAUAUUUAUUUUCUUUUUGAAGUGAUGUUAAAAUGUUGAUGUUUUCGUACAAUGUUAUAUUUACCACAGUGUUUGAAAAGAUGAGGAAAGGCGAAUAGUAUUAUACAUUUAAUCUAUAAUAUACAUAAAACAGACAGCAAAGACAAAAACAUAAAAGAAACAAACAAACAAAGAAAGGAGGAAACAAAGAAGGGAGGGAGGGAAAAUAUGAAUUGACCACUUAUGUUUACUGGUUGUUUUUCCGGUCCAUGAAAAGCGGAUAUUGUAGAAACAAUUUAUAAAAUGUUGCCAAUGAACAAUUAACAAAUGUGCUUAGUACAUUUUGCAAAUAUGGUAAUUAAAAAUGGUUCCUCAUAAUGUUCAUACGAGCAUAAUCCCAGCAGCAUUUCUUCUAUGUUUUUGCAAAUUGGUUGUAUAUGAAUGUAAUCUUUAUGAGACAGGGUUGUACACAAGCUCAUUUUUGCUCAAUGUUAAAUACUUAAAGAAUAAAGCUGUUGCUAUUCUACAGUAUAUUCAACAGAUAUUGUAGUUCUUAUUUACAACAAAUUCUAUAAAACAUCCAAAACCAAUUCAUUAAUAGUAUACCAACAAGUAUUGCAUGUGUAGCCAAAGCCUGAUAUAGCUCAUCUCUGAACAAUGUUGUCCACAAACUAAUAAAAACAUAAAUGAACAUACUGUUGCACUGGUUGGCGUGAUCUCUGUCAUCACCAUGAACAAGGGUGCUGUAUUUUAUAUUGAA